CGAUCGUGCCUUCAUGUGCCUUCUCUACCAGCUGCCGAUGUGCCGCUCAUUUUUCCUCCACUAAGGAUUGUCUCCGAGUCCUCGGCAGCGCACGUGUGUAUAACUGAGUACCCGGCCUCUUCUCUUCGCAAGCUGCUCAGCACGGAGUAGUCGACUGUGCAUUGCCAAAAAGAUUUUUUUCUCUCUAUGGGCGGUUUCGAAUUUGCAUCUCUGCUGAGGUGAUCCAGGAAGGCACAGCAAGGUCCUUAUGACUGAGCUGCGAGGGCUGCUGAAGGUUCACUCACCUUGGUACUCUUAGUACCUCUUCGCUACCAGCACCGACUCUGUCGUAGAGACCUGCCAGUGAACAACGGCUGUGUGGAGGUGAGGUAGAUGCUACGAGUCACCGGUCAAAUCUCGUCUCUGUGUGUGCCCUCGUCUACCAGCUGGCAAAAAUAACUAUACAAUUUAUUCAUUUCUCCAGUGAAAAGCGCUGUGACAGGGAUGAGGAUCCGACUCCACUAGCAGGCAAGGCACUAUAAAACGGUUUAGCCAUUUUCCCAGACGAUUGUGAGCGAUUUAUCAGAUAUAUAUAUAUAUAUAUACAAAGUGGUGGCAAUGAUUUAAAAGCAUAAGAAAAUGAGUGAUGUGCAUUCAAAGUGUGGUGUGAGUAGUGUGGUGUAAGGGCAAAGUGUGGUACCAGAACAAUGGUGGAGAAUAUGGUGCUCUGUGAACAACCGCGGGGUCAUUGCCCCCUCCACCACCAUAAGAAGCCAACCUUCGUACUCUUUCAGGCACAUCUGUAGUCUUUUGCGAUCAUAUUUUCUUCAUUUUACUUUUCUUAUUUUCAGUUUACUCAUCUCCUGUUUCCUCUAGUGCGUCAGCACCACAGAGUAAUGGACAUACACAUCUGUGAUGGGGUAUUAAUCCUGAUUUGAAAGUUUGUGAGCGGGAAGAAGAUCUAUUGUUGGCCCCUACUGGAGCUGUUUGGGUAAAGUGAGUGCCUAGUCUAGUCCAGUAGACUGGUUACAACUUGAGUUCCUAUUAAGACCUCAGCUGUUGCUCCGCAGCGGAAUCGAUCUUCACGCAAUUUUCAUCCCACGCGUUGCGUAUCUGUGAAAUUAUAUAUAUGUAUCAUUCCAAGGAUUUACAAAUUGAAAAAAAGUUAUUAUUAUAAAAUGCUUAUACUUAUUUGGUGAAUAUAUUUGCAGAAGAAAAACUCAGUUGCUCAGUGUGUUUCAAGUUCAUUUUUCUUCCGGAGAAAACCAAAACAAUUCCAUAUCAGUGGUUAGAUAUUACUGUAUAUUAUGAUGACCUGGUGACGUGGUGAGCCCCAGCACAGGUGUGAGCAGGUGAGCAAAGGCACCUGUAGAGGUAGGGGGGAGGAGGAGGAGGAGGGGACCUCUUGUCUGCACCAAGAUGGACUCCAUCUGGUCCACCCGUCGCUAUGCACCCGUUACCGUUGACAUCGACCUCCUCACGCUCAAGGGAAAGAAAAUCCUGAAGGCAGCGUCGGAAAAGACCAAACGGACGAAGGCGCCACAGUACCUACACAAGAACCACUCACACCCGCAGAUACAAAUGGACCCGACGGAAGGACAGCCGCUGAAACAGACCUUGGAUCUUCCAGACAUUGCACCGGUAACCAUUGGCUGGCCGCGGCGACGCCCGUUGGACGUGGCGUUUAGCGACGUCAGUCUGAUGCUGGACAAAACGCCCAUUCUCUCUGGUGUGGGCGGCGGGUGCAAGCCAGGGGAGGUGUUGGCUAUCAUGGGUCCUUCAGGUUCGGGGAAGACGUCGCUUCUCAAUGCUAUCAGUGGGCGAGUGCGUCCCACUAGUGGAACCAUCACCAUAGGAGGGGCGCCACUUAACAAACGCCAUAAACGUCAGAUCUGCUAUGUCCUGCAGGAUGAUAUCUUCUAUGCUAAUCUUACAUUAAGACAAACCCUUGUGUACACAGCACUUCUCCGACUACCAGACAGCAUGACGUACCAAGAGAAAAUGAAUCUUGUGGACCAUAUCCUCAAUUUACUUGACCUCAAGCACUGCCAAGACACGAUUAUUGGUAAGGUGUUAAAUAGAGGCCUUUCUGGUGGAGAAAGAAAAAGAACAAAUAUUGCUUGUGAAUUGCUGACCAACCCUUCCAUUAUGCUUCUUGAUGAACCAACAUCAGGGUUAGAUUCUAGUACAGCACACAGCUUGAUAUCGACGCUUAAGCAGUUUGCCGAGAAAGAACACAAAACUGUUAUAGUAACUCUUCAUCAACCCUCCUCACAAAUUUUUUAUAUGGUUGAUCGGUUACUUUUACUCUGCAAUGGUCAAAAUGCAUAUUUUGGGGACACAAGAAAAGUUGUUGAGCACUUUUCCAGUCUAGGUCUUCCAAUCGCCCCUCACUACAAUCCAGCUGACUUUAUAUUGGAGCAAGUUAAAGGACCACCUGAAGUGCAAGAACGAUUAAUUCAGGGUGCAAAAGAAGGAAUAAGAUUGAAUUUUAAUCUCCCGCAGAAUAUUACACUCCAGACAUCCCCAUCCAUAAACUCUCUCUACUCCAAAUACCUUUCUCUACCAGCUAUUCAUGUAAGAACAGGAAUAGACACUAAUCAUUGUUCAUGGAACAAUGAGUGCUCCGCAUGCCAACAACAGAGUCAACAUUAUCAACAAAAGUGUUCAACUGAAGUCUCUGUCACUAUAGAUAUAGACAAAAAAGAAUCUCCAAUAUAUAACAAAAUAGUUGUGGGUGAAGAAGAAGACAGCGGCCGUUCAUCAUGGUCGGAGGAGACGGGAAGUGAAACAUCACGAUCUACUUCACGAUGUGAGGAGUAUUCAGACAUGCAGUGGCCAACUUCUUUCUUUACACAAUUUAAGGUACUAACGCAACGGAACUUUUGUGUUGCUCGACCCAUCAUCCUGUCGUGGCUGAAUGGGGCACAGACCCUGAUCUUGGCUGUAAUUGCAGGGCUUCUCUGGUAUCAAGCACCACGCACUGAAGAAAGUCUUCAAGACAUCCAGGGAUGGAUGUUUUUCUCUACUCAUUACUGGAUGUUGUUCAUACUAUUUGCUGCACUUCAGUCAUUUCCAGCUGAACGUGAAGUGAUAACAAAAGAACGUGCCAGUGGCUCGUACCGAGUGAGUGCCUACUACUUAGCGAAGAUGGUAGGAGAACUACCGCUAACAUUCACACUGCCAACCAUAUACUUCUUCAUUUCAUAUACGAUGAUGGGUUGGGACAACAUCAUCACUGGGUUUAUGCUCCUCUUCAUGCUGCUGCUAAAUACUCUAGUUGCACAGAGUGUGGGCCUACUUAUAGGAGCAGUGUGCUAUGAUCUACAAGUUGGCAUUACCAUUGCAGCAAUUUUUACACUCUUCACGCAGCUAUUUGGGGGAUAUCUAGCCAAUAGAAUCCCACCAUGGCUUGUCUGGGCCAAGUACUUAUCCAUGGUCCACUAUGCCUUUCAAAACAUGAAUAUAAUUCAGUUUACAUAUGGAAUGAAAAUAAGUUGUUCGACGGAGAAUUCACGCUUCAACAGCUGUGUUGAAAUUUUGCCCUCUGAUGGGGAUUCCCAUUCCAUUCCCAUAAAUGAAAUUCUGGCAGAGAGAGGAGAACCUCUUCCUCUUUGGGUUAACACUGCAAUUCUUGUUGGAUUUAUGAUUGCAGUGCGUUUUCUGACCUACGUAAUGCUCAGAUUCCUUCAUCGCCCAAAGUAGCAUCAGUUAUAAAUAUAAUAUAUUCCACAAAUUGAUCCAUUCUGGAUUUAUAAUGCUCAGAUUUUUAUAGUAUGUUCUAAUACUAAGCUAAAAUUAUGCAAGAUAAAUAAAGGUGAAGGAUUUUCUUCAGUUCCUUGGUGAAGGUAAAUAGGUUGCAUGGGAUACAGGUGAGCAACUAAGCUGUAUCAUGCAAGGCUGUGAUCUAUUUAACCUGAUUGCUUCCAAACUGUGAGGGAGGAAACAUGUGUGAAGACAUAUAUACUGUGCUCUGAACCUUUUAACUUAUGCACUCACACACAUACUGUGACUGAGAAGCAGCUGGUAAACAUUGCUAGUUGAUGAAUUAUGUGGAAAGAAUUCAGCUAACUUUCUCAGACUCAAAGACUGCUAGUGAUUUAAGUGUAUUCAGGUAAUCAAGAGGAAAAGGGAAAAAAAGUGUUCCAAAUUAAGCCAUUGCAAGAGUUGGAUCUAUGUUAUAAUAGUGUUCAUCUUUUUAUAUAUGCAUCAGUUAGAAAAACUGAAACCUUGGUUUAUGGUUUUUCUUUAUUAAGAAAUACUAGAUCAAAGAAUGAAAUGUGGUUCAAAGGGUAUUUGUAAUGAACAUGUUUUGACUGUAAUUAAUUAGGCUACAUACAUUAUUCAUGCUCUUUAUUAUGUACAAGAUCAUGUACAGUAAUAAAGUAAUGAUACAGAUGUAAAACUAAUUGUCAAGUUGAGUUUAAUUACACAAGGAUUUUUGUUUUAUACAAAACUUUUAUAAACUGAUUAUAAAAGAUUCUAUAAUGCAAAAAUUGUCUCCAAAUUACAAACACAGGUUCCAAUAAUAAGCUGAAGAGUAAAGGAACAAUUUCAUUCUAAAUCAUCCCCAUAUAUUACAUUUGUACUGGUAUUACAAUUAAAUGUGAAACCGGAAAAUGUAUAUCCAUAUAAGUUGUUAUAGAAUCGAUGAGAAUUGUGAAAAUACGAAAUGCUUUAUUUGCUGGUGAAGACACAAAAAACAAAGCACUACAUACAAAACCCAGGAAGGAAAAAGAAAUUAAAAGACAACCAGCUUUUGCAUUCACUGAUAACUGUGAAUUGCACAUGUAAGUCAAUAGAUGCAAGACUGAUAACUGUAUUGCAUGUGGAAGUCACCAGAUGCAAGACUGUGAUAACUGUAUUGCAUGUGGAAGUCACCAGAUGCAAGACUGUGAUAACUAUAUUGCAUGUGGAAGUCACCAGAUGCUAGACUGUGAUAACUGUAUUGCAUGUGGAAGUCACCAGAUGCAAGACCGUGAUAACUGUAUUGCAUGUGGAAGUCACCAAGUGCAACAUUGUGAUAACUGUGUAUUGCAUCAGAAGAUAAACUUAUUUCAAGAUCUCAUAUGGAGAUCAUUGAAUGCAUGUGUAACUGACUAGCUGAAGUCAAACUCAUCAAUGGAUUACGAAUUGUAAUUUUGCGCAAUAAUGCACAAAAAAGAAAACUCUUGUGGUGUUAUGGUCAUAUGUACAGAAAAGAAAUGCUGUGCAAGGUACUUUAGUAAGAAAAGUGUUAAAUAAUCUAUUUAACUCUAAGAUUAGAGUGCAUGUGAGGUGCUUUGAAAAAAAAUAAUAGAAAACUGAGCAGACAAUCUACAGUUAGCAAAGUGAAGGAUAUGAUAUACUGCCAAUAUUGCUUAACAAAAUGCCUAAACUGUAGAGAGCAUAAAUACAAGUGUUGGAUAAAGUGAAGGAUAGAAAACAGAGGCUGAAGCUGUGGUUGUGCCAAUCUAUGUGACACAUACAAGACAUCAUCAGGUUCUUUUUAACCAUAUAAUUUUUACUGGUAUAAGAAGCAUUUUCUUAAGAGGAAAAUCUUUGUAUGUAGAACCAUUAGUAGUAUAAUGGCUAAUAUUCUUCGUGAGAAUCUUCAUUAGUUACCAGUCACAACUUGAGCUUAGUUUCACUUUAGACUCUUGUGUCAGUUUACAGAGAAACGGGUCUUACUUUUUAUAUUACUGAUUCCAUUUCUUCUCAUGCCCUGUAAAUUUAUAUAUAGUGCAAAUUCUAACGGAAAUGUUAUGCUUUCAGUAUAUGUUACAGGGAGUGAAAUUAUCUGUAUCAAAAGGAGUUGUGCCAUGAGAAGGGAUGCCAAUCUGUCACACAGACAUUUGCACAAUAAAAUUAUGUAACUGAUAUCAGAGGCUUCGAAUGUCAUUACAAAGCCAAGCAGUUGUUUCCAUAUUUCUUUCUGUAUUAAUGUUUAUUACAUAUUUAUGUUAUAAAUAGCCAAAAUAGCAAAAAGUAUAUGUUUUCAAUUUGGAAUAUACUGUAUUGUAAAAGUUCAGUCCAACCAAGAUAAUUCCAAUGUAUUCAUAAAUAGGACAAAAGCUAUGGUUUAAUUAAUGACAAGGGCCACUGUUGAGGACUCCUGUUUUUAUAAUGCUAAAAGGAAAUACUGUAUGCAGUAUAUAUAUAUAUAUAUAU
This is a messenger RNA of Procambarus clarkii (red swamp crayfish), 6129 nucleotides long. It is a transcript of the gene E23, whose product is annotated as Early gene at 23. Gene Ontology annotation, cellular component: membrane. Lineage: Eukaryota; Metazoa; Arthropoda; Malacostraca; Decapoda; Cambaridae. The record is from RefSeq and is a predicted model, not a curated record. Gene Ontology annotation, biological process: transmembrane transport. Gene Ontology annotation, molecular function: ATP binding; ATP hydrolysis activity; ABC-type transporter activity.